Molecule: messenger RNA, 3035 nt
Organism: Aegilops tauschii subsp. strangulata
Lineage: Eukaryota; Viridiplantae; Streptophyta; Magnoliopsida; Poales; Poaceae
Source: RefSeq, a predicted model, not a curated record
UCACCUUUUUCCUCUUCCUCGCGGACCUCGCCUCUCCUCUCCUCCCCUCCCCUCCCCACGCCUACCCAACAUCCGCGCCACCAUGCUUGCUCCAGCCGUCUACUAGGUUCGCUGCGCGGGAGCCUGGGUCCCCCGCCUCUCCCCGCCCCGCCAUGUUUGGAGUCUCGGCCGUCGCCGCCUGGAGCCUGCUCGCCGCGGCUUGAUUGAUUGGCUCCGCCAUUUUUCCUCUGGGUUUUCUAGUCAUUUGCACGAAAAGCAAUCUGCCGCUUUAAGCAAGAUAACCCAUGCUUGCUGUUAACUUAGGGAACUAUAAGUGGUGAUUAAAUGGUUGAUCAAUAUUCGGUGCUUCUUUGAGGAUGGACGUUUUGACAUGGAUGCUAGAACCACUCUUUUUUGUUUCUGAAAAAAUGGUCUAUGAGUUGCCAGAGGCAUUUAUCAUAUUGUGAAAUUAAACUUUGGUGAUUCUGAUCCGGAAAGGGAGAACGUGUGAAUUACAGACAUACGUGAUGUCUGGCUUUGGUACAAAUUCAGCCAUGGGUUCUUCGUCUCUCCCUUCUAGAGUUGUGUAUAACACAGGUAACGAUUUGCCGGUGGAAUACAUAUAUGACCAGGGUCUUUCUUAUCCAGCUACAAACGGAUAUGCUUACUAUGGAGGAUUUGAGCCACCUGUUGGAUGGAGUGAAAACACUAAUUAUUGGGGGGUAGAUGGUCAAUAUCUCCAACUGACGAACGACAAUCUUCCUUAUGUGUAUUGCACACCUGGCUAUGAAUUCUCUUAUUCUUCACAAGAUCAGUACACUUCCUAUAUGCCUGGCAUGUUCAUGGGAGUUGAUGGCUCAGUUGUAGGAAGUCAGCAGUAUUUCACUAAUCCAUAUCAGCCUCCUGGCUCGCCAUCUGGUUACUUCCCAGUAUAUCUCCAGCCCACCACAGAUUUGAGCUCAGCCGUUUCUUUGGAGCCUCCUGUAUUCAGUACUGGCACAUCUGUUGCUAGUUGGCCUGCUAAUACUAGCAUAAAAGAUACACAUCAAAUGUCUGGAAAUACAAUGGCUUCUCGGACUGUCCCUUCUGCAAGUCCAGCUAUUGGUUCCUCCCAUCGUGCUUACCAGAAUCAAAGCACGAAUAAACCUUCUGAUCUGCCAGGUGCUAAUGUGGCGAGGCAUGACAAGCCUUCAACCUCACAUUUGACAGUUCUGGUUGAUACUGACAAGAAGUUUCAGGCUGCUUCAGGUAUGGGGAGCUCUGGGGACAAUGGACAAAUUACAGACAGGGCAGAAGUUGCGCCAGUGGCUGCCAUGGUGGGUGAAGGUGCCCAAUCCAAAGCAGUGUCAAGCAGUGCAGUGAAAAACAUUGUGAUACAUCCUGACCAAUAUAAUAAGGCCGACUUCCCUUGUGAUCAUCCAGAUGCCAAGUUUUUUGUCAUUAAAUCUUACAGUGAGGAUGACGUGCAUAAGAGUAUCAAAUAUAAUGUGUGGUCCAGCACACCCAAUGGCAACAGAAGGCUGGAUGCUGCCUACUCAGAAGCAAAAGGGAGUCAACAGAAGUGUCCAAUAUUUCUGUUCUUUUCGGUUAAUACAAGUGGGCAGUUUUGUGGUGUUGCUGAAAUGGUUGGUCCUGUGGAUUUUCACAAAGACAUGGAUUUCUGGCAGCAAGAUAAGUGGUCUGGGAGCUUCCCACUGAAGUGGCAUCUAGUAAAGGAUGUGCCGAAUUCCACCUUUCGACACAUCAUAUUAGAGAACAACGAGAACAAGCCUGUUACCAACAGCCGAGAUACACAAGAGAUACCUUAUAAGUCGGGAAUAAACAUGCUAAAGCUAUUUAAGAGUAGUCCAAUGACGACAUCGAUUCUUGAUGACUUCCCUUUCUAUGAAGGGAGGCAGAAAGCAAUGCUAGAACAGAAGCACAGAAGUUUGGGCAGAAGUUUCGGUGGACUUACUUAUGUUCCAGCACUUGUUGCUAAAAGGAGUGUUGUUGUAGAGGGUGAACCUUCUGAAGUAGGUGAAGGCAUUAGCAGCAAAGAUCCACAUCCAGGGAAAACUGGACAGGAUAGUGGUGCUUGUGAGCAACCUGACAAGACAAGCCAAACGAAAGAUGGAGUGGUUACACAAGUACUGAAAAAGGAUGCAGUAUCACCUGUUGAGCAACCUGAGCAUGUAAAAACAGAACGGCAUAGCUUAGAUGAUAUUCAUCAACAGAAUGAGGGCUGUUCCGUUUCUGUGUCACCAGAAAAUGCUGGAAGGGAACAUGCUGGCUUGAGCGAACUGGUAAAAUCUAAUGGAAAAGUUUAUAGUGACCGUGAAUCACAACCUGUUAUAAGCUCAACUGAACCCAAUAGUUCUGGACGAAAAGGUCUUUCUCAGGAGCUUGGUGGUCACGACCCAUCAGAUCGCACGAAAGGCGGUGCAUCUGGGAUAAUGAAGGAUGUGAAGGCUACAUUGCUCAAGAAACUAGAAGGCUUAUCAACUAGCCAUACGGAUGGGCAAGCAAAAGGCAUUGUUAACGAGGCUCCAGCUGGUGUUGUUAAGGUUGGCUCGGUGCACAUCAAACUAAAUGUGGCGGGGGGCUCGUCAUCUGAGAUUAUAGGUGAUGGUUCUCUUGAGCUGAAGGGAGCAGAACAUAUUGAGCAGGGCAUCUCAACAAAACUGAGUUAAGGAGCAACUAAUUUCCUUUUAUUUUCUGGGUGUUGUGACAUGUUAGUUUAACAUCUCUGUUUGUGUUGGUCGGGUUUAGCUGCUUUUGCUUAUGGCUACUGCAGUUGCUUUUUCAGCUUGACGACUGACAGCUUGACAUCAUGGUUGGUUUGGUUUGGGUAUAGCUCCUUUUUUGUUUCAUAUUCUCCAACAAGUGGUCAUAGAGGUAUUUAUGGUGAGGGAAAAUCGUUUCUGUUGUUGUGUUGGUCCUCAUCAGCAGAGAAGGCAUUUGGCAUUAUUGGGUGAAAUGUAAUCAUGUUUUUAUGGUACCAAUAUAUGGAUAUCAGUUGGUGACUGCUGAUGGCCGGCAACUGUGUUAUCUUUUACAGUAUAUAAUUGUUUAUUUUA